AGAUGACGACAAUACAAAAUCAACAACAGCAGCAGUAGCAACAAAAUCGACAGCAGCGACAGUCACUGCGACAGCAACAACAACAGCAGCAGCAGCAGCAGCAGCAAUACCCACGCCACCUCCAAUGCCAGAUGAAUGUGAAGAGUUUCCUAUGCAUCGUAGCGUUUUCGACAAUGAUAUACGCACACUACAGCGACGACUACUACUAAAUAGCGCUGUACAAGAGGUGGCCAGCAAGGAUCCCCAUGGAAAUACUCCACUGCACUUGGCCGUCAUGCUUGGACGCGCCUGCUGUGUGCGCUUGCUGUUGGCACACAAUGCGCCCGUCAAGGUAAAGAAUAAUGAGGGCUGGUCACCGCUGGCGGAAGCUAUUAGCUAUGGCCACAGGCAGACCAUAACACAACUGCUGCGCAUGCUCAAGCUACAAUCGCGCGAGCACAUGGAGAGUCGACGCGAGCGUCUGGUGGAUGCACUACGGCAAAUGCAAGACUUUUACAUGGAGUUUAAGUGGGACUUUCAGUCCUGGCUGCCGCUGGUGUCACGCAUUCUGCCCUCGGACAUUUGUCGUCUGUACAAAUGUGGUGCCGACAUUAGGCUGGACACAACGCUGGUUGACUUUAAUGAGAUGCGCUGGGACCGCGGUAAUAUAUCGUUUCUGUUUCGCGGCGCAGCGCCGCCAAACGAGUCGCUGGUGUUGCUGGACAAUGAGCAGCAAUGUUAUCAGCGUUUGCGUUACGAGGAGUCCGACAUGGAGGAUGAGGUGGAUGUGCUCAUGUCCACCGAUAUACUGGCCACACAAAUGUCCACCAAGACCAUACAGUUUGCGCGCGCUCAACGUGGCUGGCUGUUUAGGGCGAAUCGUAAGGAGCUAAUUGGUGGUCAGUACCAGUGCGAGAUUUAUACAAUACAAGGGCUGGUGCUGAAGCAGCGCAAACGUCGCGAGCACUUGUCGCAUGAGGACCUGCAGAAGAAUCGCGCUAUUGUGGAGACAAUCACUAAGGGUGCACAAUCGGAUGCCACGACACCCACAAAUGGCAGCAAUCUGACGCUGCCGGAACUGCCACGUCGUAGCUCACUGCCCCCGCCGGCGGCAACCAAUGUGAGCUGGACGCAGUACAUUGAGUCGCCACCUGGCAAAUGUCCGCAGCUGGGUCGCACGCCUGUUAACAAGCAAUCCAAUAAAACGCUACGCGCUACAGUUGCCAUGAGUGCGGACUUUCCGUUAAGUGUGGACAUGCUGCUGGAUGUGCUGGAGGUGGUGGCGCCACUUAAGCAUAUUACUAAGCUGCGUGAGUUUGUUACGCUGAAGCUGCCACAAGGGUUUCCCGUCAAAAUUGAAAUCCCAGUAUUGCAUACGGUUACGGCCAAGGUAACAUUUCAGAAAUUCGAGUUUCGUGACAAUAUACCUGCUAAUCUGUUCGAGAUACCCUCCCACUACUGGGAAGAUGUGCGACGCUUUCAAGACUUAUGACCUAGCGAUGAAUCAUCAUCAUCCUCAUCAGCGGCCAAUACGCCCAGCGCCAGCACCAGCGGUACAAGCGGCGGCAGUGCCGUCAAGCCAACCGAUUUGAAUCGCAACAGCAGGCGCGCAUCCCUUGGCGAGUUUGAUUGAAACAAAAUCAACAUAAAAAGAUCUAAUACAAAUAUUGCGAUUUCCAUCAUAAAUUAACUAAACGUUAAAUUAACAACAUAAUGCCCAAAUGUUGCGUACAAGUUGUUUGUUUUUAUUUGCUUAUGUUUAUAUAAAUGAAAAAACAACAAAUUUGUAACGGGCUUGCAAACGAAUUGAUUCGUUACUUGACAAAAGCGUUCCAAGAACUUUUAUAUAUUUACAACAAGUGUCAUUGCCUAUUAACACUAUUUAUUCUAUAGACUAUAACUGUACUAUAGAUAUAUAUUUAUUAGUAGAGUCUGUCAAUUUGUGUUGCCUGUAUUUUAUCAUGUCUUUUGAUUCAGUUUUUUUUUUUUUUCACUAACCAAACCGCUUGACACAUGCGUUCCAAAGUGCUGUUAAGGCUAAAUCUAAUCAGUUUCCUAUUAGUGUGCAAAAUCAAAAUACGUAUAUGUAGCUAAUUGUUGUUCAUCAUUUUAUGUACAAUGU
Messenger RNA from Drosophila busckii, 2101 nucleotides. Its product is annotated as ankyrin repeat domain-containing protein 13C. Gene Ontology annotation, cellular component: cytoplasm. The transcript has a single exon. The record is from RefSeq and is a predicted model, not a curated record. Bases 125 to 1471 code for a protein of 448 amino acids. Gene Ontology annotation, molecular function: protein binding. Lineage: Eukaryota; Metazoa; Arthropoda; Insecta; Diptera; Drosophilidae.